Cercopithifilaria johnstoni is the source of this 1647-nucleotide messenger RNA. Lineage: Eukaryota; Metazoa; Nematoda; Chromadorea; Rhabditida; Onchocercidae. The record is from the annotation of a GenBank genome assembly.
AUGUGGCUAUUUAUUAUCGCUGUGUUAUUUGGCUACAUUUUACAACAAGAAUUUAUUGAAAGUUGGCCUGAUCCACGUUUACGUUCAAAAGGUGCCAUUUGGCCACAACCACAAUAUGUUACAACAAUUGACAAAUUGAUGGCAGUUAAUUUACAAGCGUUUACUUUCGUGUCAACCGUUGGUGAAUGUGAAAUUAUCGAUAAAGCUAUAACACGUUAUCGUAAACGUUUAAAUGGUAAAAUACGAUUUAAUGAAUCAAAAAAUAUUAAGCAACAAAAUAUCGAAGUAACGGUUGAUGAGGUCCUUAGCAAUUUAACAAUAAUAGUAGAAGAAGGGUGUACCAAUCGAUUUCCACAAUUUGGUAUGGAUGAAAGUUACAAAUUAAACAUUACAAAUUGUUGUGCCACUUUGACAGCUAAUCAGGUUUGGGGUGCUCUAAGAGGGAUAGAAUCAUUUGUGCAACUGUUUUUCGAUGAAAAUACUAAAAUACACAAAGUUCUCAUCCACGAUUUUCCACGUUUUUUACAUCGCGGAAUUUUGUUGGAUACAGCCAGGCAUUAUUUAUCGGUUGAUGUUAUCAAAGCAAAUAUUGAGCUGAUGGCGCAGAAUAAAUUUAACACAUUUCAUUGGCAUAUUGUUGAUAUUGAAUCAUUCCCGUAUAAAUCUGAAGUUAUACCUGAAUUAAUCCAAGGAGCUUAUACGCCAAAUCAUGUUUAUACAUUAUCACAGAUUAAGGAUAUAAUAAACUACGCUCGAUUACGUGGUAUACGUGUACUACCAGAAUUCGAUACACCGGGACAUACGAAAUCAUGGGGUAUUGGUGUAAAAGAUCUUCUAACAAAGUGUUAUCAUUCAAAUGGUUCGAUAUAUGAAAAUUUUGAGAAUUUAAUCGAUCCAACAAAUUCGAAUACGUGGGAUGUAUUAAGCGCGCUAUUUCAGGAAAUUUUUUCAACAUUUCCAGAAAAUUUUAUUCAUCUUGGUGGCGAUGAAGCCGAAUAUUGGUUUACGGAAUGUUGGAUAUCAAAUCCGACUAUUAUUCGUUUUAUGGAGAUUUAUGGACUUAAAGAUGGCCAUAGCAUUCAAGCAUGGUACUUCAGAAAACUUAUUUCUCUUCUUCAUUCACUGAAGAAUGGUAAAAACAAAAAGUUUCUUUUAUGGCAAGAAGCAAUAAUAAAUGGAGCAAAUUUAACAAUAAAUGGAACAACAAAUGAUCAUCUAAUUGCUCACAUUUGGAAAAGUAUAAAAGAUAUCGAAUAUACGACAAAAAUGGGAUAUUAUGCAAUCUUAUCAUCUUGUUGGUAUCUCGAUUCAAUCUCAUCUACCGCUGAUUGGAAAUCAUACUACAAUUGUGAUCCACAGGAAUUCGGUGGUAGCGAAGAGCAAAAACAUCUUGUGAUAGGCGGUGAAGCAGCACUUUGGGGUGAAUGGGUUGAUGAAAGUAACGUGAUACCACGAUUAUGGCCACGUGCAAGUGCCGUUGGAGAACGUUUAUGGAGUUCGGUUGAAACGAAAAGUAUUGAAAAAGCAUGGCCAAGAUUGUAUGAAAUGCAAUGCCGAAUGGCAGCACAAGGAUAUCCAGUACAACCGGCUGAAGGACCAGGAUACUGUGAACAUGAAUACUUGUUUCAAUUACCUCUUUAUGAGUAA